This is a messenger RNA of Pseudogymnoascus verrucosus, 3483 nucleotides long. RefSeq names its product Cytosolic chaperonin Cct ring complex subunit gamma (gene CCT3). Lineage: Eukaryota; Fungi; Ascomycota; Leotiomycetes; Thelebolales; Thelebolaceae. Gene Ontology annotation, biological process: protein phosphorylation; protein folding. The transcript has 5 exons. Gene Ontology annotation, cellular component: chaperonin-containing T-complex. Bases 1 to 3483 code for a protein of 1160 amino acids. Gene Ontology annotation, molecular function: ATP hydrolysis activity; ATP binding; protein kinase activity. The record is from RefSeq and is a predicted model, not a curated record.
AUGGCCAGCAGAAACCCCCGGCGCACAAGCAUCCUCUUCGAGGCGUUUCGUCUCGGAGGAGCCAAAGCUUUAUCUGAGAUAUAUGCAGCCCAUGGUGCUGUUCGAAAUGCAAAGCCAGUCGCAUUUCCAAAUGAUAUGAUGUGGUGGGAUGAUGAGCGUGUUGAGACAACAGUUGACCGCGCAUAUGUUGAAUCCCACUUGCGCCCAGAGGAGAUUCUGAGGUUGGACCAACAACUCGGAUUUGGGGAUGGCCUGACGGAUGACACGUAUUUCGAGUGGAUAGUAACGAAGGCGAAACGGAUCUUUCUGAUCCUUGUUGAUAUCGGCGUGCCAGAUCAGAUUUUUGGCGCCGUCGACGAUUCGUGGGAUGAUGAUGAUCUCCCACUUCAGCUCGAUCAAGUGGUGAGACUACAGUUGAGGCGGAAGAAAGAUGAGAGGCUGGACAGGAAGUUUUUCGAGCGACAGUUCACUUACUUGAUGAGGCAUCUAAAGCCGGAAGAGAAUCUGGUCUAUGAAGACGUUGAGAUUGUUCCUCUAGAGCCAUUGGAUAGACGCAACGUCGGGACUCAAGCCAGCCCUAUACAUUCUAAUGUGGACAAAGUGUGCAUCCCAGGACGGCCUGAUGAUAUUUUUAUUCGGCGACGGAUUUCACUUGGUGACGGUCCUGGUCAAGUCACAGAAGCGGACUUCUUGUCUGGAAUUGAGAGGAUGAGGGCACGGAGUAACCAGCACGUCGUGUCUUUGUGGGCAUCUUACAUACAGCAGUCGGCCGGGUAUCUUCUCCUAACUCCAAUACACGAAUGGACCCUCACAUCUGUUCUAACGACUCUGCCGCCGUCUAUGAAGAUUUUAGCCAAGAGGGACCGACGGGUUCUUGUGCUGGACUGGAUGCAUUGCCUUGCGGAUGCAGUUGCGUCUCUCCAUAAUCUAGGCUUAGCUCAUGGCCAGAUUAAACCAUCAAAUAUCUUCCUCGACAUGGACAACAAGAUCUUUCUCGGCGAUGUCGAUGUUUUCGGACUGGACCCCGUGAACCAAUUUGACCAGGAGAACUACGACUACGGCGCUCCUGAGCUUUCAACCCAUAUCCACACCGAACCCGACGAACCCCAACGCCUCAUCAACCGAAUGCGACGCAGGUCCUCUGCCACAUCCCCCGAACCAUCUCCAAGACGCCUCUUCCCACCCUCACCACCAGCAUCCCCCUCACGCACCAACAUAAUCACAACAACACUCUACCUCCCCACUCCCACCGCCCCCCCUUCCCCAGCAGGCGACCCAAUCAAAGGCGACAUCUACUCCCUCGGCUGCAUCUACCUCGAGCUCCUCACCCUCCUCAUGAAACGCUCCUCCCGCACCUUCUCCCGCCACCGCGCCUCCAAGCCCUCCACACCACCCACCCGCUCCGCCCCCCGCGCCGACUGCUCCUUCCACCACAACGCCGCGGAAGUGGAGACCUGGGUCUCCAGCCUCGCCAAGGACGCGAGAAAGAAGGAAGACCGUCUUUUUCGCGGCAUAACGCACUUAUUGAAUCUGACGCUACGCAUGCUUAGCCCGCAUCCGAUGGAUCGGCCGAGUGCGAGGUUUUGCGAGGAGAGGGUUUAUGAGAUCCUGACUAAUAAUGCGGGAGUGGGGGGGACGCAUUGUGGGAGUGCGAGGAUGUGGAGGGUGGUGGAUGGGUUGGUGGAGGUUGCGAGAGGGGUGCCGGGGGUGGGGGGUGAUACGCCUGGUGGAGGGAGGGGCCAGAGUUGGCUGACGGGGAGGGGAGGGAGUAGGUCGGGUAGUGCGAGUCAGAGUGGGAGCAAGAGUAGUGGAUCUGGGCCUAUGGGACGGGGGCAGGGGGGGAGGCCGAAGGCGAGGCCGUGGAAGGCGCCGAUUUAUUCUGACACUGGCGGGAACAAUGAUAGGCAGACCGGUCGCAAAGCUCAGCUCUCGAAUAUCACAGCCGCGAAGACAGUUGCGGAUAUCAUCAGAUCAUGUCUCGGACCCAAGGCUAUGCUGAAGAUGUUGCUCGAUCCCAUGGGCGGAAUCGUGUUGACGAACGACGGCCACGCCAUUCUCAGAGAGAUCGAGGUUUCACAUCCGGCGGCGAAGAGCAUGAUUGAGCUCAGCAGAACACAGGACGAGGAAGUUGGAGAUGGAACGACCACAGUUAUUAUUCUUGCUGGUGAGAUCCUCGCACAAGCUGUCCCGCAGCUCGAACGCAACAUCCACCCCGUCGUCAUCAUCUCCGCCUUCAAGCGUGCUCUCGCAGACGCCAUCCAGAUCAUCGAGGAGAUCUCUCUCCCCGUCGACAUCGAUGACGACGAGGCCAUGUACAAGUUAAUAUCCUCCUCCAUCGGCACCAAGUUCGUCUCGCGCUGGUCCGAACUCAUGUGCAACCUCGCCCUCAAGGCCGUGCGCACCGUCACCCACGAGAUCGGCAACGGCAAGAAGGAGGUAGACAUCAAGCGUUACGCGCGCGUUGAGAAGGUUCCCGGCGGCGAGAUCGAGGACUCGCGGGUGCUGGACGGCGUCAUGCUGAACAAGGACAUCACACACCCCAAGAUGCGUCGCCGGAUAGAGAACCCGCGCAUCGUGCUGCUGGACUGCUCGCUCGAGUACAAGAAGGGCGAGUCGCAGACCAACAUCGAGAUCAGCAAGGAGGAGGACUGGAACCGCAUCCUCCAGAUCGAGGAGGAGCAGGUCAAGGCCAUGUGCGAUGCCGUGCUGGCCCUCAAGCCCGACCUCGUCAUCACCGAGAAGGGAGUCUCGGAUCUCGCGCAGCACUACCUUCUCAAGGGCAACGUGACCGCCCUCCGCCGCGUGCGCAAGAGCGACAACAACCGUAUCGCCCGCGCCACCGGCGCCACGAUCGUGAACCGCGUCGACGACCUGACUGAGGACGACGUUGGUCUUCUGUGUGGCCUCUUCGAGAUCGAGAAGAUCGGCGACGAGUACUUCACCUUCCUCACCAAGUGCCGCGAGCCAAAGGCCUGCACUAUCCUCCUCCGUGGACCCUCGAAGGAUAUCCUCAACGAGAUCGACCGUAACCUCGCGGACGCCAUGGCUGUCGCGCGUAACGUCAUGUUCCACCCGCGCCUGGCGCCCGGUGGUGGCGCUACUGAGAUGGCGGUUAGUGUCCGUCUGAGCCAGCUGGCGAAGGGCGUCGAGGGCGUGCAGCAGUGGCCGUAUCGCGCGGUUGCGGAUGCGAUGGAGGUUAUCCCCCGCACGCUCGUGCAGAACGCUGGUCAGAGCCCCGUGAGGGUGCUGACGGAGUUGAGGGCGAAGCAGGCGGAGGGUGGAAGCAGCUGGGGUAUUGAUGGUGAGACGGGUAAGCUGGUUGAUAUGAAGGAGUAUGGUGUUUGGGAGCCGGAGGCGGUGAAGCUGCAGAGUAUUAAGACGGCUAUUGAGUCGGCUUGCCUGUUACUGCGUGUGGACGACAUCUGCAGCGCCAAGGCAGCGAGGAUGGGUGGACCUGGUGGAGGAGGUGGUGGAGAGGAGUAA